Messenger RNA from Trichomonas vaginalis G3, 567 nucleotides. RefSeq lists its product as uncharacterized. The record is from RefSeq and is a predicted model, not a curated record. The coding region runs from base 1 to 567 and encodes 188 amino acids. The transcript has a single exon. NCBI's taxonomy places the organism in Eukaryota, Parabasalia, Trichomonadida, Trichomonadidae.
AUGAAUUCUCUCUUUAAUAGUACUUCCUUUUUGGAAUUCGUAAAAGAGAAUCAAAACUUCACAAUAGGGCUUCAACAGAUAUUGCUUGGAGAAAGAAUCACUUCUCUUAUUUUGAUUUUCAUCUUGUUCAACUUGCUCAUUAUCUCAAUUUACUACCUUUCUAAAUCAUAUAUCGGAGUUGCAAUUGUUGGAAUAAUUAGUUUUGCAAUUUUCCCUAUUUUCAGAUUAACAAUUUACAGAUUUAUCUUUACAUUCGUCGAAACAUCCCCAUUCCCAUUCGAAAUUCCAAAGAAUAUAAAAGUGUUUAAAGAUGAAGAGUUUGUUUCCGCUGUUGCAUCAAUUGCUUCAACACCUUUUAUUCAAUACCCUCUUUGGCUUUACAAGUUGCAAGUAAUGCAUAAUUAUUCAGGAAUACGCUCUAUCCUUGUCGUGUUAGCAAUCAUUUUGAUAUGGAGUACACUUAAAUUUGUUGGAGGAUUGAUUCUUAUUAACUCCAUCUUUUUGAUUUCAUUUUUCUUGUUCAAUAUAUUAUUUAAGAGAUAUUACAACAUAAUAUCAGCAGCUUGA